Messenger RNA from Branchiostoma belcheri (Belcher's lancelet), 3463 nucleotides. Its product is annotated as sodium-dependent proline transporter-like. Gene Ontology annotation, cellular component: membrane. Gene Ontology annotation, molecular function: L-proline transmembrane transporter activity. The record is from RefSeq and is a predicted model, not a curated record. The transcript has 13 exons. Bases 703 to 2304 code for a protein of 533 amino acids. NCBI's taxonomy places the organism in Eukaryota, Metazoa, Chordata, Leptocardii, Amphioxiformes, Branchiostomatidae. Gene Ontology annotation, biological process: sodium ion transmembrane transport.
GUAAGCCAUUUUGAAAACGGCAUGGUUUAACAUCGUUUGGUCGUUUUAAAAAUGGCGCCGUGUGCCGCUAGCCUCUUAACGUCACUACCUUAACAACAAUUGCCAAUCUUGAAUUUAUUUUACUUACCAUAAAACAAUCGUUCAUCGCAGCAGUUUGUGGUCCAUUGGUUCAGAAACACUGAAGAUGUUUCCGAUUUGAUGUACUGUGUUUAUGCAUCGGUUUUUUAAAUGUUUUCUCGGCUUCUGAAUCAUGUAUGUGUUUCAAACCGUUUGGUUGGGAAUAGUGCAUCAUGUAAUGGAGGCAAAUGCGGUGGUGUCUCCUGUUUGCAGAAGGGGGAAGCAGGGAAUGUAGUUUUCCUCUAAACCCCAUCCCCGCCCUUGCUUCCCCCUGAGAAGUCCCAUUGGAACAGCAGUCGAUCUGCACCUCGAAAACGUCGCCCAAUCAAGGCCCACUGAUUGAUGCAACGACCACCGCGAUUGGUCGCGUGGGAGUGUCGCAUCAGUGUGGCGCCUCGGGAUUGGUCGACGUUCGUCCGGAUCCGCUGCUGUGGCCUGGCUGUGACCACUAACGGUUUCUUGUGUAUUAUUUGUGGUGGACUUCUACCAUGCAUUAGGUGGUGGCAGGCCGCGAGGGGCUGGCAGUUCUCCACAGCCUGUUAGUUACAUCCCGUUCUGCGUGCAUGAUGAGGUGUUGGAUACGCAAUGGUGGUGGUGUCAGCGUUGGUCUGUAUCUACUACAACGUGAUCAUAGCCUGGGCCCUGUACUACCUGUUCGCCUCCUUCACUAACGUGCUGCCCUGGACACUGUGCAACCAGUGGUGGAACACUGAUCAGUGUGGGAAGACGUUUGGAGUGAAUGGCACAAACGUCACGCUGGGAGUCAACGGGACCAACUCAACAGACUUCACCCGCGUCAGCGCCAGUCAUGAGUUCUGGACGCACAAGGUGUUGCAGCUGAGUAAGGGAAUAGACCAGAUGGGUACGGUCCGCUGGGACCUGGCCCUGUGUCUGCUGCUGGCGUGGGUCAUCGUCGGCGCCUGUCUCAUCAAGGGGGUGAAGUCAUCGGGCAAGGUGGUUUAUUUUACCGCUACUUUCCCUUUCGUGGUGCUGUUCAUCCUGUUUUUCCGCGGCGUCACGCUAGAGGGCGCUGAGCGCGGCAUCCGCUUCUACAUCAUCCCCGAGUGGAGCAGACUAGCCGAGUCCAAGGUAUGGGGAGAUGCAGCAAUCCAAAUUUUCUACUCCCUUGGUCUCGCUUUCGGCAGCCUUGCGACUUUGUCCAGCUACAACAAGUUCCACAACAAUGUUAUGAGGGACGCCUUGAUCAUCGCCGUUGGUAACUGCUGCACGAGCAUUUUCUCGGGAUUUGUUAUCUUCUCGAUCAUUGGCCACAUGUCCUUCAUGCUGGACGUUCCGGUUGAUAAGGUUGCAGACGAAGGUCCCGGCCUUGCCUUCGUUGCCUACCCUGAGGCCAUCUCCCUUCUGCCGAUCUCCACUCUCUGGGCGAUACUGUUCUUCCUGAUGUUACUAACUCUGGGGUUGGAUAGCCAGUUUGCGAUGAUGGAAACCGUGAUCACAGCGGUUAUCGACGAGUACCCGGAGUAUCUCAGACCGAAGAAGAGCAUCGUCGUACUGGGACUGUGUGUCAUCGGCUACCUACUGGCUCUACCACAAACCACAAAUGCCGGGAUGUACUGGCUUCAGCUGCUGGACUGGUACAGCGCCGGGUUCUCUCUCAUGAUCAUCUCCCUCUGUCUCACCAUCGCCAUCCAGUACGUCUACGGAAUGAAAAGGUUCUCGAAAGACAUCAAGACCAUGUUGGGAUUCGAGCCGCCCAUUUACUUCAAGGUGUGCUGGGUCGCCAUCACUCCUGCCCUUCUGAUGUUUAUCCUGAUCUUUAACCUGGUCCAGUUCAACCCGGUGACGUACGGUGAUUACGAGUAUCCGAACUGGGCGGAGAUCAUGGGGCUGCUGAUGGGGCUGUCCUCCUGUCUCCUCAUCCCCGUGGUCGCCGUCAUCCAGGUGUGUCGGCAGAAGGGCAGUCUGCUGGAGCGCAUCAAGGCCGCCGCCCGUCCUUCUCCAGACUGGGGCCCGGCCCUGGAGGACCAUCGACAGGAGAUGAUGAAGGUGUACGCCGGCAAGUACGGGGUGGAGGUACCGCUAGACGUGACGCCCAACAAGGCUGCCGACCUGCCACCAGACUACACCACAGCCACCACGCUACCGCGCAACGACAUCAGCGUACCCUUCUCUGUAACAGGGCACACGCACAUGAAUGGCAGUCUUCCUGUAACCACGAAAUUGUAAAUCGUGACCCCUCCCUCCCCAUCUAUAUACUUAGUCUCCACCAGACUCCUUUUGCAGGCUGAAUAAAUAGUAGAAAUCGGUCUAAAAAGGGGAUUUAAUUGGCCGUGCAGGCAGACAAAUGGAGCUUCUCUGGCCGGCCACCUUCUCUGGCCAAUUUUACCCCCUUUUAUGCCGAUUUCUACUAUUAAUUAAGCCUGCAAAAGGAGUCUGAUGGAGACUACUAUAUACUGUCGCGUCCCAUUCCAUUGUAAAGAGAGGACCAUUUCCACUGUAAAGAGAGAAACCCCGUGAUUAUAUUGUAUACUUGGAAAAUCUUCAUAUAUAGAUAGAGAGUAAAGAUCGAUGUUUAGCGUGGUCUAGGCAAAGAUGUUCUAUCAUUGUUCUUGGUAUUUAACUUGCGGCCGCAUACAUCGGGAAUGCAUAGACUCGCUGACCUGUAUCGAUAAAUGUAUUAUAGUCUAGAAUAUAAAACAAACAAAAAAUGCCAAAUAUCAUCAGGAUACUGAAUAUUUAGAGUUUGCUUAUGACUGCAACUUUUUUUUAAAUUUGUUUUGAACACUUCAGGUGGUAACUGCUACAUAUACGGAGCUGAAAACAGUUUUAUUUUAUGUUAUGCAAUUUGCCAACGACAGCAAAGAGAGCUUUCAGAUACCAUGACACGAUUUUAAGACAUUGUUUACUUGGAUUUACCUAUAGGCAUGUAUUAACUUCAACACUUGCAAUAUCUUGUGAUCAUUACAUUUUUCUAGUUAAUGAAACAUUGAAGUACUUUAUCUUGUACAUAUUGGCAUUCCAUCUCUUUUAAUUGAUGCUAAGUUUGACAAUGUAGAAGAUAAAGGUGUAUAUACUAAAUAUCUUUUCGUAAGUGUCAAAUGAUUUCUCUUAUUGAGUAUCAAAGCUUGUCUGUGCUUUUUUAUGCCUUGCAAUCAGCAACUUUUAUCCAUGUAUAAGUCCGACAAAUUUGUAUUUACAUUAUUUCAUGUAAGCGCAUGUAUUUACAUGUUUUUUCUGUAAAAACACUAUCAUGUUAUCCGUCCAAAAUCCAGUCUCAUGACAUUCAUUAUAUUCAUUACAUACUAUUUGGAAUAUCAUCAACGUAAAUUUUGACUGUGAAAUAACAUUGCUGUUAUCAUUAUGUCUUCCAUUUGGUUUAUCUGUU